Molecule: messenger RNA, 1074 nt
Organism: Aspergillus aculeatus ATCC 16872
Lineage: Eukaryota; Fungi; Ascomycota; Eurotiomycetes; Eurotiales; Aspergillaceae
Product: J domain-containing protein
Exons: 1
Coding region: 1-1074 (357 amino acids)
Source: RefSeq, a predicted model, not a curated record
AUGCCCAGGAAACCCAAUCUCCUCAACCAGAGCGGCCUACAAUUCCUGAACGCAAGCUAUUGCUCGCACUUCCCCGCCCAGCGGCACCGCUCCCAGCGCUACGCCACCACCAGCAGCACCAACCCCAACCCCAAAUCUCACGACCUAACAUGGCCAACCAGCCCAACCUUCACCCCAUACGACCUCUUUCACUUGGACCGAAAAGCUCCCUACAGCAAAACACGAUACUAUGAACUCGUGAAGAUUUACCACCCGGACCGCUCCUCGAGCAGCGGCAGCACCGGCACCGGCACCGGCACCAGCACCAGCAACCACCAGCAACACCCCCUCCUCCAAAACCUCACCCCGGAGGUCCGCAUCCAACGAUACCACCUCCUCGUCGCCGCGCACGAACUCCUCUCCGACCCCGCCCGACGAGCAGCGUACGACCAAUUCGGCACGGGAUGGAACGUCCACCGCCCGGACCGCCAUCACGCUGCCGCUGACGAGCACCCCGAAAACGAGGUCCCGCCGUGGGCCCGCCCGGGCUCCAAGGACUACGGGCCCAUCUUCGCCAACGCCACCUGGGAGGACUGGGAGCGGUGGCACAACCGCCACCAAGGGCGGCAGCAGCACAUGGUGGACAACCGGACGUUCAUCUCGUUUGUGGUGCUGCUCACGCUGCUGGGCGGGGCGCUGCAGGCGUCGUGGAUCAGUCAGCUGAGUAGCGGCUAUGAGGAGCGGUUGUGGGAGGUCACGGAGCAGUCGGAGCGGUUCCUGAAUGGGCGCCGGGAGAAGUCCGUCGUCGCGGAGCGGGGGAAGGGGCUAGAUGAGAAGGUGCAGCGGUUCUUGUUGGAUCGGGAUCCCACCGGGUUGGGAUUGAAGGAGGAGGAAGGGGAGGUUUAUCGGGGGGUUUUGGGGAAGAAUGGUGGUCGUGGGAAGGGACGUGGUGCGAAGGUCGAUGCUGGUCCUGCUGUUUCUUCUGGGGGUGCUGCUGCUGCUAGUGCUGCUGCUGCUGGUGCUGUGGAGGCUGGUGUUGGGGUCCAGGAUCAACCGUCUACUUCUCCAUCGGGAGAGCCGGAGACGGCUCCCUGA